UUGCAAAGAGGCUCCUUCGCUGCCCUGAAUUGGCCAGUAUACUGGACAUCCCUCUCUCUCUCCCCUAGCCACCUCGACCUUCGAAGAGGAAGGCAGCAAAAUCGACCCCACGCUGCUCUCUCUCCAAGUCACUUCUCCCUUUCACUUCAUCACAUGAUCCGGCACCUCUGAGCAAACUCAAUCUACGCCCGCCUCGUGACGCCCACUUUUCGUGGCUGUCACUCACAAACGAACGCCUCGACGUUUUCAUCUGCUCGUCCUUUCAGUAUAUGGCUUGGCUCCUCCCCACUCAACACUGCUUCGUAUGAUGCAGCCCACAAGCGCAAUGCAGGUGCAGGGCAACGAGGGGGCUUCCACCUCGACGCUGCCCCCACUUUCCUCGCCAACCUCGCCCUUUGCACGCUCCGCGUCUCCCUGGGCACCAGAGGACGAUGAGCAGAGGACGCUCAACGGCGAUAGUCUGCCAGGGCAUACCAGCUAUCUGCCUGGUGAUUCUACAACGCCAUACCUCGCUCGUCUCAAAUGCGUUGAAAAGGGAAUACUCCGUGAUCCCUUUGCGGCAGCCACCACCCAGCAUCCUCUCACAGGCCAGAACGUGGCCUUCUUGGACCUUCCCGCCGGCGUGACGACGAGAACCCAGCGUUCAAUGACCGAAGGCGCUCAGACAUCGCCUCUGCAAUUCAACAAGCGACCCACAUUUACAUCUGCUCGCUCCUCGGUGUCUUGCUCCAGCUGCAAUUGUUCCUCAACCUUUUCACCUGGGAGUGGCGACGAAGCCGUUCGCACUCGUGGUAACAGAACACCCUCCCUCAGCCGCUCAGAAACCGAGUACUCUGAAGGUGGUGUGAGUACGGCCAGUCAGCCACAGUGUCAUCAUGCCCUUUCCCAUGGUGGAGUGUCCCUUCUCACGGCGGCCAUGCUAGCCGGAGAAGUCUCGCCUCGCAAGCAGAUGAAGACGGCUUGUGGCAUAUUGAGACGCGAAGCGCAAGACACUCCCGUGUUUGAGACCGACAGCGAGUCUGCGGCCGGUGCUUCUAGUAAACAAGCAAUUCGCAGUCGUCCACGCUUCGUGGAACCGCCUAAGCCGACUCGCUCUAGAUCUCAACACAAGAGCCCCAGCCCGCCACCUACAAGCUCACGUGCUUCCCUUCCAAGACGUUCAGAAAGCAGCCCGUCCUCUCCCCGGGCCAAGCGGUCCUUGUCAUUCCUGUCGCCACCCUUGCCGUUGCCUGAGCAGCCCGUGCCAGAGGAAGUGCCGCCACUGCCAGCAGCAGAUGCCAGACCUCAAAUAGCCGGGAGGCGGCGGCUGACCUUUCAGGAUGCAGAAGGGGUCGAGCAGAGAAUCAAGGCUCGCUCAGACGCUGCAAGAGCGAUGUCUGAGAGGAGCAGCGAGAUGCCCUCGUCGGCGGACGAGAGCGUCGCCAGUCGCCCUCUCACCUCUGGACACUCUUCUCCAGUAUCGACACCGGCGACAAAUUCAGACAUGGCAGGGGACGCACCAGUGCAUUCGGCCGUGCUACUCUCCCCUCCUGCGAGCGGGAAGGUAUUUGUAGCUUCGCCACCUCAAGAAGAGGAUCACAAAGUCCAGGCUCGUGAACGCAGACUCAAAUUCGCGCCGUCCCCUCAUGAGCUUGUCGGCCUGCGCCGAUCCUCGACUGUCCGUGGCCGUCCAUCUGGAGAUCGUUCUCCGUCUGGCACGUCGGGCCUAGUCUCCGAUGACGACCUAAAACCUUAUGUUGACAGUAUCGCUGCGAGCUCAUCUUGCAAUACUCAGAGGACAUUUCGCGCCCAAGGGACCAAAAAGCCCAAGAGGAGUCUCAGUCCCGCCCCUCGCCAUCUCGGUGGUUCGGACCACCAUCGAGGAAGCGGAAGGGCUCGGUCACCAGCACCGCGUGGCAAGGUGGCUAUGCCUCGCUCUGUCGAUUCAGACGACUCGGAAGAAGUCGAUCCUGAUGAGCUGGACUACGAUGAAGAUGACGAAGACGAUUCGGAUGACACCGAGUCUGAUGAGUUAGACAGCGACGAUGGUGACGACAGCGCUGGGAGUGUGCUAGAAAAUGAGGCACUGGAUGGUAGACGGGACGAUCAGACAGGACCAUCUCGCUCCGCUCUCAUUGGUCAAGCUCAUCUCAGUUCAAAUCUCGCGGCGACCAGACUCCACUGGGACAAUCUCCCUGCAGACGAACAGGCUCUUGCAGACCCAGCAGCAGUCCCAGACUUCGAAUUCGAGGAAGAAGGCGAGGAGGUUGAGCGAAGCCGGCCAAGCAGCGAGACCGGUUCGCCCUACCGGAGCCCAUUUGCAAGCACGGCAGCGUCGCCCUUGCCAUUUGCGCGCAGUCGAGUAUCGUCGACGGCGGUCAGUGAUGCUGAAACUCCUUGGCCACAACGUCGCCAGCAUCCGCACUCGCACUCCAUUUCGGCAAUCUCUUCAAGCAUGUCAAAUCGGCCCAAGCGUCCAUCCAUCAGUCCAAUCCGAUCCAAGUCGUCGGCCGUCAUCAUGAGUCUCGACGCCGUCGAUCCACGAAGUGAUCUCUCCCUUCCUGCCUCGCUCUCCCGUUCACUGCAGAGGGACAUCUCACCUUCGACCUCGCGAUCUUAUUCGGCAGCAGUGCGGAGAUGUGCGCCGUCUUUGCUGGAGAGUACAGACCAGGCGCUUGCGCAGCCCAGUUCACCGCCAGCGCCCUCUCAGUCGCCGGACGCUUGGACUGCUCUUCGCUCGUGCCUGAUCUCGGCCAUGGGCGAGGGACAAGCGGCUCAGGGAUUGGGUCUCGGCGGCCGUGCUGCUGUUCAGCCACAGAGAUCAUGGCUCUCGGCGUUCAGCACGCCGGGCAGCCAAGACAACUCGCGAUCUAGGGCUCCCAGCUUCAGCCUACUCGAUGUCGCUUCGGCUUCGCAUUCCAAUGCAGACUCAGUCCUGGGAGAAGGAGGAGGUGGUGGAGGCCUUCUGCCGGAGCGUCAUUACAGCACCGGCAUUCUCGAUGCGCGGCCUCCAAUGGCAGCAAGUCUCCGCAGUGCUCCUUUUCCUCCCUCAGUCGGCGCUUCAGCAAACAUGCGUCCCGAGCAAGACGUCCUCCCUCGCGGUCGAUCCUCCACCAGUGUCACCUUCACCACGCCCAGCACCGAGCACGACCGCUCUCUCCGGCGCACCGAUUUGUCCGGGCAGCAAUCCCAUCCUGCUCCUCCUCCAAGACCAAUCCGCAUCGCAUCGGAGAGCGGCUUGCCGUCCAACAUGUCACGGGAAGACGCUCUGCUUUCUGGAGCGUAUCGGAUGCGCAGGCCUAAGCGCCGACCGUUCAAGAGUCGUAGCCCACCUUCCACGCUUGUUCGCAGUGCUGCGAGAGAGGGAGAGGGAGAGGGAAGGAGACGACGGAGCUUGGAUCCGACGCUGGUUGGAGCUGACCUUCUGCAGUUGGGUCAUGCGAACGCGAAAGCCCCUGCCCCUGCUCCUGCUCCUGCUGUUGAAGUGGGAGAAAAGGUCGAAGAGAGGAAGAUCCGUCGACGUACCCCUUCACAGAUGUCCUUUGGGUGGGGAAGACCGGAGGAGAAAUAGACCCAGAAGGAUCAGAGGAAGAAGAGGAAGAAGAGGAGCAGGAAAGAGAAGGAGGAGUGUGCGGAGCUCCUUUCCUUGCUUUUGUUUGCUUUACCUACCUAGAUGAUUUUACAUAGAUCAGAAGACGAUAGAUACUUUGAGAUAUAGUAGCACCCCCC
Microstroma glucosiphilum is the source of this 3708-nucleotide messenger RNA. RefSeq lists its product as hypothetical. The coding region runs from base 305 to 3550 and encodes 1081 amino acids. The transcript is spliced from 2 exons. The record is from RefSeq and is a predicted model, not a curated record. NCBI's taxonomy places the organism in Eukaryota, Fungi, Basidiomycota, Exobasidiomycetes, Microstromatales, Microstromataceae.